GAAUUAACAAACUUGUGGGGUUAAUAUGCGAAUUUCGGAAUUAACCCCGAAAUUUAAUCAAACGCGUCCUCCUCCUCCUCCUCGACAAGUUCGAGCUUCUCCCUCUUUGCUCGCGCUAAGCAGCCAACCGGCGACGACAUCCCGCCACCGCCACCGCCACCGCCGCCGCCGCCGCCGCCGCCGCCGCCGCCGCCGCCGCCGCCGCAACCUCGAGGUCGCCGGAGGAUCUUCCCGCGUCGCCCGGACGGUUGAAUACGCUGCUCCGACGAGGAUUCCGCCGUCGGAGAGAGGAAGGGCUACGGCCGGAGGAGAGCGCGAAAUGCUGGCCAGAAGGGUAGUUUCCGUCGCCAAGGACACGCCGAGAUCGCUGUACUCUAGUUCCGCGCAGCCUUCAAAUGAGGGCAAAAGCGGUUACGCUCGGAAGGCCGUGUCGUUCGUGCUGAUUACUGUGACGGGCGGUGUCGCUUUGAGCGCUCUUGACGAUUUUGCUAUCUACAAUGCCUGUAGCAGUAAAGCUGUGGAUAAAGCAAGUAAGAACAAGGCUAUCAUAGAUGCCAUUGGGGAACCGAUUAAGAAGGGCCCCUGGUACAAUGCAUCUCUAGCAGUUGCUCACCAGAGGCACUCUGUUUCUUGCACAUUUCCUGUAUCUGGUCCGCAAGGCAGCGGAAUCUUCCAGUUGAAGGCAGUCAGAAAUGGAGAUGACACAUGGUUGUCCUUUCUGCGUCCUUGGGAUUGGGAAAUUUUAAUUAUGGAGGCGCUCCUCCAUGUUCCUGAAAAUGAAGAGAAGCAGCGAACUUUUCGCAUAAGUCUGUCGGAUGAUCUUCCUCCUCCGGAUUGUAAUGCAUGCACAAGCUGCUCAACCCCAGGGCAGAAGCAAGUAGAAAUGCAAAAGUCAUCUGUUAGCGGUUGAGAUUGUUGGUUUUGUAUGCAUCACUUCAUAACUUUUCGGGAGGCUUUUGUUUUGCAAAUCGCAUCGGAUUGAUUUGUGUUACAUAAUAUUUUUUUUUUUUGGCUGACUCUAAUAUUUGAUGCAAUAAACUUGGCUGAAAGCCAUCACACUGUUACUGAGAGUUCCUCUGCAAGUCAAUAUAGGCUCAUUUACUUUCUUC
Eucalyptus grandis is the source of this 1109-nucleotide messenger RNA. RefSeq lists its product as uncharacterized. The record is from RefSeq and is a predicted model, not a curated record. NCBI's taxonomy places the organism in Eukaryota, Viridiplantae, Streptophyta, Magnoliopsida, Myrtales, Myrtaceae. Bases 26 to 910 code for a protein of 294 amino acids. The transcript is spliced from 5 exons.